Anguilla rostrata (American eel) is the source of this 5257-nucleotide messenger RNA. RefSeq names its product coiled-coil domain containing 18 (gene ccdc18). The record is from RefSeq and is a predicted model, not a curated record. Bases 533 to 4549 code for a protein of 1338 amino acids. The transcript has 27 exons. Lineage: Eukaryota; Metazoa; Chordata; Actinopteri; Anguilliformes; Anguillidae.
GGGCGACGAUCUGAAAACUUAGCGCGAUGCUGUCUUUCAAAAAAAGUGGAUAAUUAUACACCGAUUCGCUUUGCAGUAACUACUAGCUAGCUAGUUUAGUAUUUAUCUUGGUAACUUGGCUAACGUUAGCUGCCAAGCUUGCAAGCGUUACUGACUGCUAACAGUCUGCUAGCUUUUGUUGGCUGCAAUGUAACUUUCCCGAACGAAUGUUAUUGUUACAUGAAGUUAGUGGACUGUGCUAGCUUGCUUAUUUUGUGUCUUAUUUUCAAAUAGCUACUUAGCUAAUAGAGUAUAGCUAAUAUUCGUGUAAAGUAGCGUUAGCUAACUAGCUUCAGUUGUCAUACUCUAUUGCUAGUUCUCUGUUGCAAUAUCUAGUUACUUCUUAACGUAACUUAGUUCAUUCACAUGGCAAUUUCGAAUAUUUCACAUGGAAAUAAAAAGUUUUGGUGAUAACGUGGGCUAAGUGACUAUAAAGCACGUGAUGAAUAUUUCCCCUUGAUAGGACUGGAGUGACCAAACGUGAUAGUCAUCAAUGUUCCACAGGAGCGAAGAAGAUCUUGUAAAAGAUGUGGUCAGUUUAAGAAAUCAGUUAAGACAAACGGAGAUCAGUUUGCAGUCUUUGGGGGAACAGCUAAGUGGCAGCAGCAGCGAACACUCGGACCACAGUCCUGGGUGUGUUCAACCAGGUGGAUUGACACUUGAAGACCUGCGUCGACCCGAUUUCACACAGGCACCUCCAAUUAGCCCCAUUCUCCCAGAAACCUCUCUUCGGAUAGCCACCGGCAAUGUGCCUCAUGCUGACUACAGGCCACCAUCAGUCACAGAGAUUGAGAACUCUCAGCUUAGGAAGACGCUUGGGAGCAUCAGGGAGGAGAACUCCUGUCUGGUUCUGGAGAACCAGAAGCUGGCUGAUGAACUAGAGGAAGUCCAGUUUCGGCUUGCCGGCUCCCAUGCCAAGAUCCAGGUCAUGGGCACCACAGCUGAUUCAAAGCCCCCCAGCCUGUCAUUGAUGAAGGAGCAUAUUCAGGGCCUGGAGGCUGAGGUGGAAUCCCGCACCACAGCACUGAGGGACUCUGAGCAGAAGCUGGAGGAGAGGCAGCACUGUGUGCUCAUGAACAGCAGAAUGGUGACCAAGCUGAAACAGGAGCUCAAGACCGUCCAGGCUGAUCUAGCGCAUAGAAUCAGUCAAGGGAAAAGAAUGGAGCAGCAGAGGAACGAAGCGCUCCGGAACGCUGAGAAGCUGACGGCGGCCUUUAAGGAGUACAAAGGAAACAUUUCUGAAAAAAUGACCAAGGUUCUGGAGAAUGAGAUGAAGCUGAAGGAGAGCCUGAUUGAGUGUGACCGGGAGAGGGAGGAGCUGGAGAGCAGGUGCUCUAAACUGGAGCGGGAGCGGGCCGAAAUGGCCCGGAUCAUCCGGCAGCUGAAGGAGGACUCCUGCAAGACGCAGGCGCUGAGCACGGAGAACACGGACCUCCGCUCGCUCGCGGAGAGCUCCUCGGCCGAGGCCUCCCGACUGCAGCAGGAGCUGGCGGACAGCAGGGCGGCGGCGGAGGCGCUGAAGAGGGAGAACGCAGACCUGCGCUCCUUCUCCACCUCCCAGGAGCAGAGGCUGGCCCUCUGCCUGCGAGAGGGGGAGCAGACCCGGGCGGAGCUGGCCAGCCUGGAGGCCAUCCUCAACGUGCUCCACCUCCGAGAGGGCGGGGGGGUUCUGUGUGUGCAGCCCUGCAUCCUCCCCCAGGUGUCGCUGUCAGGAUACAGCGACUUCCGCAACGCCAAGCCAGGCGAGCGCUACGCCCAGCUGCUGCCCGCGCUGCAGGCCCUGGAGCAGGAGCGGAGCCGGCAGGCCGGCCUGGCGUCGGGCCUGCAGGAGCAGCUGAGCCGGGCCCGGGAGGAGCUGGCCGCGCUGCAGAGCAGCAUGUCCCAGAGGGCCAGCCACUUCCAGCACAUCCACAGCGAGCUGCUGGAGAAGGCCGGGGAGGCCUCGCGCACGGAGAGGGAGCUGAGAAAGAAGACUGCCCGGGUGGGUGCCCUGGAGAAGCAGCUGCAGGAGAAAGCCUCGGCUUAUUCAGCGGCCGCAGUGAAGAACUGCGAGCUGGAGCAGAUCCUGCUGGAUAAGACCAGCAGCCUCCAGCACACUGAGGCCCUCUUCAGCAGGAAGCAGAAGGACUUCCAGCAGGCCCUGGAGAAGUCCAAGAAAGCGUAUGCUGAGAAGUGCAAGCAGCUCCAGGAACAAAUGGAGCUGUUGCAGCAGUCUCUGGAUCAGAAGAAAGCGCAGGUGCAGGAGCUGGAGAAGAGGGUGUCUCUCUCACAGAAAGAGAGGAAGGAGGCCCAGCAGAAGUGUGAGCAGCUGCAGGCCUCCCUGGCCCAGGUCAAACAGGAGAAGGAGCUGAGUGCCGCCCAGAGCGAGGGGACGGUGAGGAGUUUGAAAGAGCAGGCAGCGGACUCGGCAGCCAUGGUCCGGGACCUGGAGGCAGCUUUGAUGUCAUGUAGGGAUGAACUGAGCACCUACCUGCUGAAGAUGGAGGAGACCAAGACCCUGUUUGAGAAGCAGCUGGAGCUGAAGUCUGCUGAGGUGGAGUCCCUGCAGGCGGAGCUGAGGAGCAGCGCUCAGGCCUCGAAGGCGUCCAGUAAACAUAUGGCCCAGCUGCAGUACAGCCUCCAGCAGCAGGAGGCGAUGUUGCAGGACAGCAGCGCCCGAGUGUGCGAGCUGGAGGAGAGCCAGGCCCUGCUGCAGAGACGGGUGUCCCAGCUGGAGAAGGAGCUGGAGGUGGAGCGGACACGGGGCGCCCAGGAGCUGAGGAUGAGGGAGCAGCGGGAGCAGGAGGCCAACCAGGAGGCGCAGACGAAGGAGAGAGAGGUGGUCAAGCUCACCAGCUCCCUCACGCAGCUGACGGCGGAGAUGAGCCAGUGCCGGGGCGAGCUGACGGAGAUGGAGCUGGAGCUGCUUCGCCUGCGGAGGGACAGCAGCACCAAGGCCUCCCAGCUCAGCCAGAUGAAGGAGAGCCUGGAGGAGACCCAGGACAUGCUGGAGAAGAAGUCUGAGAUGGUGGUGGACCUGGAGGAGAAGCUGCACCGCAGCGAGAUGGACCGGCGCAACUCCCUGCAGCGGGCGCAGCUGCUGGAGGGCCAGCUGCAGACGGUGCGCGGCGAGCUGGCCGGCACGCUGGACCACCUGCAGGAGCUGCGCAGCCUGCUGCAGCACGCGCAGCUCAGCGUGGAGGAGCGCGACGCCGCCAUCGACAAGCUGGCCCAAGAGCUCAGGGAGAGUCAGAGGGAGCUGGAGGAGCGUAACCAUGACGUUUUGGACAUGGACACGACACUUAAGGAAAGGCAGGAAGAACUGCAGAAGAGAGCACAGCAGCUCAGCCAGCUGGACGUGGCGAUCCAGGACCGCAAGAUGGAGCAGGAGCGCAAGAUUCUGCACCUGCAGAGGGCGCUGGAAAGGUCUGAGCAAGACGUCCAGGAGCGUCAGAAGCAGGUGGAGUUCCUCAGUGAGCGGUUGGAGAUGGCGAGGUCACAGCUGGACGCUAAGGAGAGCCUGGAAAAGGACGCUCUGGACCAGGGCCAGCAGCUGCGUCUGUGUCGCGAGCAGCUGCAGCGGGCUGCGCAGGAGCAGCGGGAUCUGCGCAGUCGCUGCGAGAGCCUGGCCCGCGAGCUGGACGGCAGCAGCCAGCUCGCCCGCGAGAGGGAGGCGCGGGCGAAGCAGCUGGCGCAGGAGCUGGCAGCGAUGGAGGCGCAGGCUGUCCAGAGGGAGGCCACGCUGCAGGUCAUGGUGGCCUCUCUGCAGAAGGAGCUGGAGCGUCUGAGGGAGGAGCACCAAAUGGAGGUCUCCAGUCUGCAGCAGAGCCGGGCCCAGCUGCUGAAGAUAUCGGAGCACAGCAGGAGCUCCCAGGAGCAGCGGGCGGAGCAGCUGGCGGAGAAGCUGCAGCACGUGCGGGCCCAGCUGGAGGAGGCGCGGGCCAGAGCGGACACCCUGCAGGAGGACCUCCUCGCCCGCCAGCAGGAGCUGCAGAACGCCAGCGAGGCCCUGCUCAUCAAGGAGUCAGAGGUCACGCGCCUGCAGGCUAAGAUCUCCAGCUACGACAGGAAGGCGGAGCUUCAGAACGCCUCUCUGCUGCGCGAGUCCGCGCUCCAGCCCCCGUCGCCGCCGCCCGGCCUCCGGGAGGCGCCGUUCGCCGCGGACUUCCUCGACUGGGCGGACGACGAGUCGCUGGACCUCCCACGCAGCGUGAAGGACUGCCUGCGGGGGGCGCUGCGGCCACCCGAGCAGAGCUGGCAGGGUCUGAGCCGGCUGGACACCUCCUCCUCGGAGCUCUCCUUCAACCCCCUGACGUACGCGGCCAGCGAGGACGCCGCGCCCGCCUCCCCCGGCCCCCCCGGCCCCCCCGCCCCGGACGACACCUUCAGCAGCAUGCUGCGGUUCCUGAGCCGCGCCGCGGCCGGCCAGGACAGCGCCCCCUCCUGGAUGUGCAGCUCCAGCGCGCUGUCCUCUUCUGAGCAGCCGAAGGACCCCAAAGAAGCACACGGCAGUUCUCCCGGGGGCGUCUAACAGAGAGCCCGUGUGGGGGCGAAAUAACCAUUCAGUGAGACCAGCGUGGUAACAUUAAAGGCCUUUUUAGCACUACCUCACAGGUCAGACCUUCCCUUCUCCUUUUUAAAACCUCUGAAAGUGCAGUACCUGAACUGAAAUGGGUAACCGGAACAACUACAAAAACUAGUACCAUUUUUUUACUGUAUUCUUUCUUCCGGAAUGUCAAUUCUUUGACUAAGUCGCAGGUCAGUAGUAGCUUGUGUGUGUGUGUGUGUGUGUGUGUGUGUUUGAGACGGUGAUGUUGAAUAUGAUUUUAUACCCCACAAAAGGUUUUAUGUGUUGGGAAUGUCCUUGUUGUCACCACCCACUUUCCCAAGUGUGUGUUAAAUCAAACCUUUCGUGAAUGUUCAGAGCAAACAUUACCUUCAGAUAGGCCGCAUUGCAAACCGUACUAUCAGCUGUAGGAUUUCGUAGUCAAUUUGCAUGUUUGUAAGGGAACGCAAAAACUUAGCUCACGUACUGUAGCUGACUGGAUUUUAGAAUGGGUGAGAGUUCAAUUAAAUUCCAGCUCAAAUUUGUAUUGUUUUAAACUGUGAUGGCAGUCGCCAUUUUUACUGUGUCUUGACUAUUAAUGUGUAAAUAGAUGUUCUUGUUUUUUUUUCCAUGAAAAGUUGUGAAAUAAUUUUUAAUGUGAAUAAAUUAUUUUUUUCUGAUGUACAGUUUGAA